AUAAAAUAUUUGUCACUUCUUGUAUUGUUGGCUAUUCAAGUUGCUUCAUAUGUGGAUGAAUCUAGAGAAUUAGGUCUUAUACAGGAAAGAUAUGGACCUAAUGUAUUCAGUGCAAGUAAUAGAUACAAAAGAAAAGCCUUUACGGAAAAAUUAAAGGAAAAAGUUAAAACUAUAGGAGAUAGUGUUAAAGACAAAAUUCAUCAUAUAAAGCAAAAGGCUAAUGAAACUUUACAAGCAGUAAAAAAAAAAUUUUAA
Strongyloides ratti is the source of this 255-nucleotide messenger RNA. RefSeq lists its product as hypothetical. The annotation marks the transcript as partial. The transcript is spliced from 2 exons. Lineage: Eukaryota; Metazoa; Nematoda; Chromadorea; Rhabditida; Strongyloididae. The record is from RefSeq and is a predicted model, not a curated record.